Musa acuminata subsp. malaccensis (wild Malaysian banana) is the source of this 1297-nucleotide messenger RNA. RefSeq lists its product as uncharacterized. Gene Ontology annotation, molecular function: protein binding. Lineage: Eukaryota; Viridiplantae; Streptophyta; Magnoliopsida; Zingiberales; Musaceae. The record is from RefSeq and is a predicted model, not a curated record.
AAUUGGAAUCCACCCACCCAUCGAAUCCAUUCGUCGUCAAGAGGCAGCAAGAAUCUGUGGCUUUUCUCCUCCCGUCGUCGUCGUCGCAGCCACAGGUUCCUCCAUCCAACCCUCACCUAAUCCUCUCUCUUUCUCUGCUUCAUGUGACGCGUUCCCGGCAACUCCAUCUCCGGCCGCACAUCGCGGCUAGGAGCUCCCCGAAGGGCCCGGUUUAUGCUGGAAUUCUACUGCAACAAAAGCUUUGGCUAGUUCUUUGGGGCAGAGUAGGUUGUGGAAGUCUUUACUUUUUAGGGGGGGAAAAGGAGGAGUUUGUUGGGAACAGAUUUGCAGUGAGAGACUGAAUCUUCUAUAACACUUUUUAGUGUGGAACCUUAUGACGGAGAGUGAUCAUGUAUUUGGAAAGCUUCCCGAUCAUCUUCUCAUAGAAAUUUUUGUCCGCGUACCUAUCUGUGAGUGGUCUCAGGUCUCAUGUGUCAACAAGCACUGGGCUGCGAUAUUUCGAGGGGAGAGCUUCUGGCAAACUGCUGUCAUCAGAACCUGGCCGUUUGCUUGCCAGAGGAAACGGUGGCCUGGACCUAUUCCUCGUGGUUCUGGUAGGAGGAGAUAUGCAGCAUUAUAUGUUAGUGAACACAUUAUUGCAUCAAAUGGUGAAAUUGACGAACUUUUGGGUCAUGCUUACUUGUAUCUUAAAGAGCAGCUUGAGCUUUCAACAAUGACUCCUCCUUCUAGCAUCCUACAUGGAACCAUGAUUGAUCAAUUUAUUGCCUGUGGUAGGUCAAGAGACAAGGCUCAUGAGCUUGCUUCAGAGAUUUGGCUAGCAGUCAUCAACAAUCUUGAAGAAAAUCAACACACAUUUUUGCUGUUAAAACGUCUUGCACAAGAGGGAGAUUUUUUUCUUCCAUUUCCCUACACAAGAUCCUACAAGGUGCUGUGCAGGGUAUUCGAGAAGCUGUUUACUGACUUCCGCGAUUGUUUGAGCCGUGAAGAUUACUAUGAUGUGUUGGCAUGUGCCAAGUCAAGGUUCCGGCCAAUCCCAUCCACUUGGCUGGGGUACUAGCUCUGUUCAUUUCUGUUAGUUGCCGGUUGAAACUUUAUAUGCAGUUGGUCAUCUCAUUUUGUGCCAAUACCCAUGAUCAGCUUUUCGCAAGCUUCGACAAGCUAUUUAUAUGUUUGGGUUUGAACUAGUUGUAAUUUUUCAUCUCAGAUUGUGCCUACCAUCUGCAAAUGAAUUGUCUUAUCAAAAAUACAUGUAGCACUUGUUUCAGCUGAGCUUAUAACUGUCUAUCAUAUCAAAUCU